Molecule: messenger RNA, 321 nt
Organism: Sparassis crispa
Lineage: Eukaryota; Fungi; Basidiomycota; Agaricomycetes; Polyporales; Sparassidaceae
Exons: 5
Coding region: 1-321 (106 amino acids)
Source: RefSeq, a predicted model, not a curated record
AUGGAUGUAAAGCUCAGGCGUAUGAUGCCAAUCACGAGUGUGCUUCUCUCGGAAGGCACGACUUGCUUCAUGUGCCUCCUGAUUCUCAAUGUGAUUGGUCUAGCAGUAUGGAAGAAUGAUUAUUACUCAAAUCCCAUGACGAUGUGGAUCGGAAUAUUCACUGCUAUAAUGACCUGCCGUUUUAUGCUUGAUCUCCGCAGAGCAGCCAACUCGAAGGAUCGGUCGUGCUUCAGCCAGAUGACUACGAUCGCUUUCACGCAGCCCACGGAUUCUUCCACCACCGAUUUCGACACGGACUCUACAGAACUACGGUUAGAUUAA